UCUCGCUGGUAUCGCUGGGUCGCACUGGCACUAGCCUCGGCUUGGAGGACCCGGAAGUCGCUUCUCUUUCCUUCCCUUCGAAGCCGGCGGUAAGAUGGCGGCAACGGUGGACUGCGACGUGAUGAUGGCGCCUGUAGAGCCGGAGAAGAGCGCAGAGGAGCAGGAGAGGGAGGCUGAAGUAUACAAAGAGAAGGGGAAUGCAUUCUAUUCCCAGAAGGACUACAAUGAGGCCUAUAACUACUACACAAAAGCGAUAGAUUGCUCAUGCAGGAAUGCUAGUUACUAUGGAAACCGUGCAGCCACCUUGAUCAUGCUGGGAAAGUUUCGGGAAGCGCUGGAGGAUGCUCAGCAAGCCGUUCGACUAGAUGACACCUUUGUGAAGGGUCAUCAACGAGAGGGAAAGUGUCACCUGACACUGGGAAAUGCAAUGGCUGCAUCUCGCUGCUUCCAAAAGGUUCUGGAGAUGGAGCCUAACAAUGAGCAGACCCGGCAAGAGCUGAAAAAUUCAGCAGCCGUUCUAGAAUAUGAAAGGAUUGCGGAAGUCGACUUUGAGAAACGCGAUUUUAGAAAGGUUGUAUUUUGCAUGGAUCGGGCCUUAGAGUUAGCUCCUGGCUGCCACCGCUUCAAAAUCCUUAAAGCAGAAUGUCUGGCGAUGCUUGGCCGCUACCCAGAUGCCCAGUCUGUUGCCAGUGACAUCUUACGGAUGGAUUCUACAAAUGCUGAUGCUCUGUAUGUACGAGGUCUCUGCCUCUAUUAUGAAGACUGUAUUGAGAAAGCUGUACAGUUCUUUGUACAGGCCUUGAAAAUGUUCCCAGAUCACCAGAAAGCUCGUUUAGCCUGCAGGAAUGCCAAGGCCUUAAAAGCAAAAAAAGAAGAGGGCAACCAGGCAUUUAAGGAGGGCAACUAUGAACUGGCCUACAGACUUUACUCAGAAGCCCUCAGCAUAGACCCCAACAAUAUCAAAACAAAUGCCAAACUGUACUGUAAUCGUGGCACUGUAAAUGCAAAGCUGAAGAAACUGGAUGAGGCCAUAGAUGAUUGUACGAAUGCCAUAAAACUGGAUGACACGUAUAUCAAGGCAUACUUGAGAAGAGCACAGUGUUAUACAGACACAGAGCAGUAUGAAGAAGCAGUCAGAGAUUACGAGAAAGUUUACCAGACAGAAAGCACAAAGGAACACAAACAUUUGCUUAAGAACGCACAGCUGGAGCUAAAGAAGAGCAAGAGGAAAGAUUACUACAAGAUACUAGGAGUGGACAAGAAUGCAUCUGAAGAUGAAAUAAAGAAAGCCUACAGGAAACGAGCGUUAAUGCAUCAUCCAGACCGACACAGUGGUGCCACCACUGAAGUUCAGAAAGAAGAGGAAAAGAAGUUCAAAGAAGUGGGUGAGGCCUUUACAGUCUUGUCGGAUGCUAAAAAGAAGGCCCGCUAUGACAGUGGGCAGGACCUGGAUGAAGACGGAAUGAACAUGGGUGAUUUUGAUGCCAACAAUAUCUUCAAGGCAUUCUUUAGUGGUCCAGGAGGCUUCAGCUUUGAAGCUUCUGGUCCAGGAAACUUCUUCUUCCAGUUUGGGUAACAGACACACGCACACCUGUUCCUCUCCAACCUCCGACCUGCCUCCCCUUCCUUUCCCUCAUAUUCCUCCUCUGUUCAAGUGUUUUAACCCAGAAAAAGGACUUUAUUUAAUCAGACUUCUCCACAAGCAUCAUUAUGUCUCUCUGUUUAUUAGAGAAGUGUUUUUUUUUUGUUUUUUUUUAAUGUUAUUUUGAAUCCAUCUCAGAAAUAAAUACCUCUCCUCCGUGUGCUCAUGUGAAGAAAAUUUUGAAUGCGGCAUGAAGUUUCAAAUAAAAUGUAAAACCUGACUAGAAA
Nanorana parkeri is the source of this 1869-nucleotide messenger RNA. RefSeq names its product DnaJ heat shock protein family (Hsp40) member C7 (gene DNAJC7). Gene Ontology annotation, molecular function: protein binding. Bases 95 to 1576 code for a protein of 493 amino acids. Lineage: Eukaryota; Metazoa; Chordata; Amphibia; Anura; Dicroglossidae. The transcript is spliced from 14 exons. The record is from RefSeq and is a predicted model, not a curated record.